UGUCUGCCGACCCUACCGUCCACCGCAGUAUGCCACGGUGCAAGCAGUCAACCGCGGGAUAUACGAUGGUUAUUGCGAGGGUCUGCGUUAUUCGACGACUCAAGCCACUGGCCAAUAACGCCCGUGAUUAUCGGACACGCUGAAAAGGACCGGCGUCAGGGUAUGUAUGGAGUUCAGACCUCCUCCUGGCAACACGAGCUAGAGUCAUGGUCCACCGCGGAAGGCGGAGAAAGUGUGUGCACUGGCUUGCCCAUGAGGAACCAGCUAGCAUCGAUUCGUUUGAUGCUCCGGGUGGGUGGAUUCCGUAAAUGUCAGAAAUCAUGCCAUUUUUUGUGCGUUACUCGCGCAAUGGUCUCGUAUACUCUCCAAGUACGAAAUCCAUCAUCUUUGGCGUUCGCCGCAAGGACAUGGCUGACACGGUCAAAUAUUGAACUACCAUCUACGCCAGGUUGAACUGCUCAUCCAAAUCGUACUACGUACAUGCGUCUGAGUGUUGGUACCUGCAUUCAACUACCCGCAACAAAAGGGGAGAAACACAAAUUCCACGCCAUGUUGCCUCAAUGCAACACACUCGACUUGCUGGCCAUUUCCAACCUCUACUCACCCAAUUCAAUGAACCCCCACUGCACACCCGCCCGCCCGCGCGAUCCGCCGUCCCUUUCUCAUCCCCCAGUCCCCAGCCCCAAUUUCACUCAGACCCACAGUCCAAUCACAGCAGUCGAUCCACAUCCUACCAACCAACAGAUCAGAUCCUCCCCGAGCCUCCCUGUACAAACCCUUGAUCUAUAUCACAUCCAUGCUGUGUCUCAUCGUCAUAAUCUGUAUCGUCCAUGCGCAUCAGCACCAACUUGCACUUAUCAUCACGAGCGGGCCAUCACGAUUUCAACAAUUGUGAACAACUGACUAGUCUUGUGACAGAUAUCCACACUCGAACAAGGUGAAAGCCUACAAUGCAAAUUUGUUAAUAUAAUGUACUGUCCAAGCAUCAAGGAGCAGGCAACCAAGUAUGCUCCAACGCAUCUCGGCGACACCAAAAUAACAGCACAGAAAUUAACAAUGCUAAAAUUCGACCCACAAUCUUCUAGUGAUCGAAAAAUCUUUCUCGAAGCCGACUAACUAAUCGUCGUCUUACCGCCUCGGGCACUUGCAACCCACUCUCUAUCUAUAUCGGCCCUAUUUCAGAACCUUCUACGAAACACCCCUGAACGUUUUGUGACUGUACCUAAUCAUCUAAUCUCAAUAUCCACA
This is a messenger RNA of Periconia digitata, 1248 nucleotides long. NCBI's taxonomy places the organism in Eukaryota, Fungi, Ascomycota, Dothideomycetes, Pleosporales, Periconiaceae. The record is from the annotation of a GenBank genome assembly.